Messenger RNA from Trichoderma asperellum CBS 433.97, 2715 nucleotides. The record is from RefSeq and is a predicted model, not a curated record. Lineage: Eukaryota; Fungi; Ascomycota; Sordariomycetes; Hypocreales; Hypocreaceae.
AUGUCAUACGAUGGCAGCGUCGACACGAUUUUCAAUCCAGCAGGAGAUCCUUUGCCUUUAGCAUCUGGUCUGUUUACAGAGCCAGGACUAGAGCGAGGCAACAGCGCGCCGUUCGGCAAGUCGGAUGGACUCUCAGGGGGAGCAGCUAUGCAGCAGGAAGCUCACGUUGUUGUAGCAACCCAAGGACCAGCUCGUCGAGCCCGCGUUGCCCAUCUGCCACGGCCAGCAGGCACAGAAACAAAAGAUGAUGAUGAUCACCUGCCCCUGUUUUCCGGCUUCACUGAGCAAGCCGUUGCCCAAGAACUUUUUACCACCGAGGCUUUCGAUUAUUGGGACAUGAACGAUUUUGUAGCACCUAAAGAGCUUCCUCCUAGCAUUGGGCAGACACAUCAUGACGGCAUUCAAGAGAUACAGUCCAAUAUGGCCGCUACAACCACAGAGCCAUAUCUUAGAUGGGAGGAUCUGAGCUUGGGUGUCCAGUGGAUUAUCAUUCUGCACCUCUGUGAAAAGCUGUCAUUUGAGGUUGUUGUUUUCAGCCAGCUCAAGCUUCACAGCUGGAACAUUGACAACUUUCUUACCACGUAUCUCAACUUCCGCGAUGAGUGGAACGCGUUUGAACGAGCUGCCUUCCAAAGAUCUGCCGAGCUCAAGACAAGCACUGAUAUGGAAGGCUCAUCGCUUACCGAAUGGAUACACAUACAUCGCCCACCACAGCCCAUCGACCAAAUCUCCGAUGAAGAUGCGCAAAAGGGCCUUCGCUUCCUCCGUAGACGUGGAGUCAAUCACAACAUCGAUUUUCAAGAAUGGGUAGAGCAAAAAGACUUCAAAAACUUUACUAAUAUUGAUAUCGAUAAACCCAUCCUACAAGACCGCAUGGAUCACCUACUUCUGCGAAGAGCUUUGGCAGCUAAUGUGGUGUCUGCUCGCGAUAUCACACAGGCCAUUGGAAAGCUUCGGGCAAUGAAUAAACGUAACAGCGAACAUGACGUUCAGAUCCGCGGCCCAAUCAUCAAUGACGCCUUCUUGGGAACGGUUAAAGACAUCAUGCCCUCUGAGGAUGAUUUUUGGUGCAAUUCUGCAGAGACUUCAAGCAGAGUUCAGGCCUUUAUGAACACCAUAUCAGCAGACUUGCGGAUUGACCCGCCAAUCCCGACUCCAGUCUCACAAAGGGAAAGGCAGCGUAUGAGAAACGAUGUUUCUAAUGCAUUGAGGCGCCUGCUCCCCGAUUUGAAACCUCAGUAUGUUCCAGGAUUACUGACCAAAACUCAAUGGGAAGCCGAUAAUGGAUAUCCUAUGGGACAUGUAGCCGACUAUGAUCUCACUAACUAUACGGCUGAGAUGCAGUCUCGUGCUGAAGGACAGGCACAGGAGAAGCCUUCCCACGCUCCCAUUUCGCUACGAGCCAUUGCUAAAGAGCCAAGUUCCUCGGCUUCCGGCGAUUUCUCUAGUCAAGCAUCUGACAUUUCCGCAGGCGAGCUCAAUCGUCAUCAAACUGAAAGGUAUGAAAGUUAUUCUUCCCUCUGCGUUAACACGUCAAACUAUCACAGCCCCGCUGCAUAUGCUGCAGCUCUCGCAAGUAAACGGAAUGCGUCAAGGCCUCGUAUUGGAGCUGCCCGAUCACGUUUUAUGACAAGCAAUGACAAGGGACAACUGAUGGUUGGAAUGGCGGCAGAUCCUUCGUCAGCAGCUGCACAAACCUCUCAGAACCCUGGGUUUACUACGCAGCUUGCUGAAGGAGUUUUUCGCACCCAACUUGAUGUGUCCAGACGAGCAAUAGAAGUAGAACCCACAAAUCUUCCUGGCCUAAGGGCAGUAGGGGACUUUGAGCCCGACAACGUUUCCUUUGCGUUGGAAAGAAGCCAACGAGCGCGACGACCUAGUGCCCGUGCUCGUGAAUCUUUACAAUAUGCUUUGGAAAUGGCACAAAGUACUGAAAUAACUCCUGAGAAGUCUAGAGCGAAAAAAGUUCAAUGCUCGAGAUCCGGUAGAAAGCAAGCAGACCAAGACGACGAGGGUGAAAACACCGGCCACAGGCCCGAGUCAAUGCGAGAAACUGGAACCGAAGCCCAAACGGCAGCAGCAGAAUUAAUUGGAUUUUGCAUCCGAGCGGGAAACGACCUGGUCCACCUGAAUAGCUCCAUAUUACCGUCAUGGCCAAGAAUAAGGAAUGAAGCCCCUUCAUCAGAAGUUAUUUCAAGACAUCAACGAGUUGCUGAAGAGCCAGGCCAAUCCGGAUCAGAGACCUCGACUACCGUUGGUGCGCAACAGGGGCCAGCUAGAAAGCGACAAAAGGGGAGAUCGGAUAGAAUUUUUGGAUUGAUCAAAACUCAGGAGCUCAACGCGUGCCCACCGCCCUCGGCAGAUGUUGCUGAAUUUGCUGUCGAGGCGGAACAGGCAUACUACGCUGUCAGAGCAGAUCAUAUCAACCCCGCUGCUCAAAUUCCAAGUCACCUCCAGAUGAGUCGUGGCGACAUUCAGGCAACUCUCCUUUCGAGGAAGGCUGAGUUUAAUCGAGCUGAGGCCAUGCUCCAAGGCAUCAAUGGGCCAACUGCUGGAAGAGCUAAGCUGGCCGGUGUGGCUGAUUCGGCGAUGUUUGCAAUCCAUGCUACAAAAGCUUCUUUCGCUCUUGAAGAGGUCGAGGGCAAUCUAAAUUCUUACCAGGCCCAGCAGACUGGUACUGCCUUUCCAAUGCAGCAACAACGCCAGCCAUUUUAA